This is a messenger RNA of Vittaforma corneae ATCC 50505, 2802 nucleotides long. Its product is annotated as DNA polymerase (pol2). Gene Ontology annotation, biological process: leading strand elongation; lagging strand elongation; mitotic DNA replication initiation. The record is from RefSeq and is a predicted model, not a curated record. Bases 1 to 2802 code for a protein of 933 amino acids. The transcript has a single exon. Gene Ontology annotation, cellular component: alpha DNA polymerase:primase complex. Gene Ontology annotation, molecular function: purine nucleotide binding; chromatin binding; DNA-directed DNA polymerase activity. NCBI's taxonomy places the organism in Eukaryota, Fungi, Microsporidia, Nosematidae.
AUGCUUUUCCACGUCUUCAACAUUGAUCAGAAAAGUGAAACCGAAGUGUAUCUGUAUGGCAGGCCUCCCGAGAGCAGCUCUGGAAUUCAAGUGCUACGUGUGUGCAACAUUGUGUCGCCCGUCUACUUUCUUCCAACGCCAGGCAACGAGGAAUCUCUUAUUCUGGAGAUCAAGUCCUUCACCUCAGAGGUGAAGGAGAUGGAAAGGGUCAAGAGACGGAACAUCUUCCACAAGUCGGUGGCAAGAGAGUUGGAGCUGCUAAAGUUAACCUUCAACAAGAGGAUCAGCUUUGAAAGCUUUGAUUCUGAGCACUGCGAGAUGAUCCUUACUGAGUUUCAGAAUCCUGUGGAGAAUCUGGUAAUAUCAAAGGGCAUUAUGGGCCCUGGAAUAGUCGAGCUGAGGAACGUUUCCAAAUGCACAGUGCAAUACAAUGACGUCUCGUUUGUUAGAAACGCAAAGUUCCCAGAACUACAGAUGGCCUCGAUAGCUGUUGAAAGUGCCGGAGGCUGCAUCUCCAAGUUUGCAUACUACAACAGAAAAAAGGAGUGCUACACCUGCGGGGCGAUAGGCAAAGCACAGCCAGCGGGAUACAAGUCACUUGACGGGCCAAAAGAAGUGCUAGCCUUCAUAAAUGAGACAAUAAGAAAGGACAAUCCAGACUUCGUUGUGUACCACAAUCUGCAUGCCAAGUCGAAGCUUAGUCUCAGAGACAGGAUAGUCUGUGAUGUAUUUUCGUUUGCACAGGGGACAGUAAAGGGCAGAGACUACUCCAUCCAGGAGCUGUGCUCGCUAUAUCGCAUUAACAGGACCAAGGGUCUUGAGGGAGAUGCCAAGGCACUUGUCGACAUUGCAGAGUCGAUGAAUGCGCUCAGCCUAGCGAAGGAAAUGGCAGAGAUAAGCGGAUACCUGCUGAACAGGUGUCUGGGCAACUGCAGGGCCGAGAGGAUAGAGUACACUCUUAUGCAUGAGCUGUAUGCAGGAGGCUACUUGUUUCCGCCCGUCACGCCCAAGAUGAAUGUAAAGUACAGCGGGGGGCUUGUUCUGGAUCCGGUCCAGGGAUUCUACGAGGACAUUGUGCUUCUGCUUGACUUCAAUUCCCUGUAUCCGUCGAUAAUCCAGGAGUUCAAUGUGUGCUUCUCCACAGUAGGAUCCAGCAGAUUCUACAUCACGGAGGACAAUGCAGAAGACGUGCUGAACAACCCAGAGAUUGUCAGCUCGGUGGCAGACAGACACGCGGACACGUUCCUGCCCAGGAUUCUGAGAAGCCUGGUGAGGAGAAGACGAUCAGUCAAGGAGCUGCUGAGGAGUGCAAAGAGCCCAGAAGAGAGAAUGGCAUUGGACAUAAGGCAGAGGGCGCUGAAGCUCACAGCCAACUCGAUCUAUGGGUGUCUUGGGUUUACGGGGUCGCGGUUCUGUAACUUCGAGAUGGCGGCAUUCAUAACGGCCAAAGGAAGGGAGCUGCUGAAUGAAACAAAGAUUGCUGCUGAGCAGCUGGGCAUGAAGGUAAUAUAUGGCGACACGGAUUCGAUAAUGAUCCACACAAGGUAUCCCGGGACCAAGGAGUACUAUGGCAGGGCAGUUGACUCUGCCAAGGCGCUGGUCAGCAAGAUCAAUUCGAGGUACAGCAGUAUUGGAAUUGAGCUGGAAAAGGUGUUUAAGAAGCUUCUGCUGUACACGAAGAAGAAGUAUGCAGCCCUUGUGUUUGACAUGAAUGGGUCGUGCAUUGAGACCAAGGGCAUCGAUAUUGUCAGGAGGGACUUCUGCUCGGCAAGUACUGACCUGAGUAGGUCUGUCUUGAACGUAAUGCUGGAGGACAGAGAAGAGUACAGAAGCGAUGUUAAAACUACAAGCAUCGCAGUCAAUAAUCCGUUUGAUGGGUGCAGUGCGAAAACAGGCAGGGGUGUUGGCAUUAAUUUGCUUGAAGACUCGGACGAGGCAGGGGACAAGGCAAGGUGCAGUGCCCUUAAGAAGAACAACACCAUGGAAACAGCAGAAAAGAUAUAUGGGAUAUGCUCCGACUUUUACUCCACACUGUUCGCUAGGCCGGUCGAGGACUUUAUCAUUUCCUCAGUCCUCAGCCGGGAUAUCAGUGCGUACACCAAUGCCACCAACCUCCCCCAUGUAAACCUAGCGCUGAGACUCAGGGCAUCCAAGAAUAUUACUUACCACCAGGACGACGUUGUGUCGUACGUCAUUGGGGAGGGGGACGGCCCAAUAUCAUACAGGGCCUACCACCCCGACGAGAAGGUCAAGAUAGACUACCAGUACUAUAUUAAAAACCAGCUGCUGCCGUCUCUGUAUCGGCUUGUCUCCCUGCUGUCCUUUGUCCACACCGAGAAAAUUGGAAUGAUCUUCGAGGUGAAGGAUGUUGUCCCCAGGACAGUGCAGAGCACUAUGACCUUUGUGCUUCCGUGCUGCCAGCAUGUCCAGGGACCUGCUUCCCAGUGCUCUAGAUGCGGCGCCGUCAUUCCAGACGAGUUCUACAUUGAAAAGGUCAGCACAAAGCUGUAUCAAGCCGUGACUAGUCUGUAUAAGGAAAAGGGAAGAUGCAUUGACUGUGGAAUCGUGUAUUCAAACCAUCUUGUCCGGUGCUUCGAGUGCCAGAAGGACCUGGUGUUUGACUUCAAAAACCUUGAGUUUGACAACUGCCUGUGCUCCAUCGAGUCCAGCUUCCAGAACUACAACAUCCCUGAAAUCAGCAUGCUGGUUUCUUCGUAUUCUGAAGUAUCCUCGUACCGUAGAAUCGGGAUGGCCAGGUACUUUGGCAAGGAGCUGGAAAAGGGAACCGGCGCUCCGAUGUGA